Messenger RNA from Orbilia oligospora ATCC 24927, 1968 nucleotides. RefSeq lists its product as uncharacterized. The transcript has 2 exons. The coding region runs from base 1 to 1968 and encodes 655 amino acids. The record is from RefSeq and is a predicted model, not a curated record. Lineage: Eukaryota; Fungi; Ascomycota; Orbiliomycetes; Orbiliales; Orbiliaceae.
AUGACUUUCAGAGAGAAAAUCAAGUCCUUUCUGCAUCAUUCCAGCAGCCACAAGAAGAGCAUAUCCAAUGCCACUGCUUCCUCGCCUACUUCAACCGCUGCACCGACAGCAUCAAAAUCCGACCCAAACAAACCACCAAAUGCUCGAGACCCCGGUUUCCGCAAGUCCUUCAAUCUCGGAGAACCUCCAACAUCUUCCAACGGUUCUGUGAAAACGGAACCUCGAGACAUCGGUACUCCCAAUUCACAAAAUCUCGCCGUAAACGGCCACGCUACGUCGCAUAUGUACACCCUGGACAAAUAUGGUGAUGAUUAUCUAGCUGUUAGUCCUAGAACGAAUGUUACCGUACCAGAAGGCAAUCUUGCCAAUAGAGGGUUGGCAGGUUGUUCGCCAUUGGAUGCAAAUGAGAGUGCAAAAGUCGGCCUAGGGAUAAUACAGGAGCAGAAGCUAAAGGAUGACCCAGUGGUUGCAGCCGCUAAAACCCUAGAUACGCUACCAACUCCACAAAAGAGUCCGGAUUUUGGCAGAGAACAAUUUGCAAAUGGGGACAGGAAAGACAGCGGAUUCGUUGAACCGGUUCCUACUCGGGAUACAACAGUCUCCCCAAACUCGAAACCAGAGCAUCCUACUGCCCUUGAUCUCGAAUCUAGUCCCCCUGCGUCUGCCGCUCCCGAAUCUCGGAAAGUUGAGGCGGUAGAUUCGACGCCUCUGGUAUCGAACCAUGUUGAAUCUAUUAAUAUUGCCGGGUCGCCAGAAACAAAAUAUACUAGCCUGUUGGUCGCCCCUCAUGCACCUGAGGACGGAGCUUCAAGCGUAUAUAGCGACGAUUCCACUAGGCCAACUUUACAACAAAUAGCUAGUAGUGACUAUGGCCCAUUGAUCGAGUCUCCAGACCUGAAAGCAACCUCUCCGGCACCCCUAAGCACCACAGCAGUGGAUCACCAGAGACGGUAUAGUAUACUAGUUUCCGAGGAGCUACCGACUGUAGAAGAAGCAGAUCAUCAACAGAAUGGUGUACCGGUGGAGGAAAAAGAGCCACUACCAGUAAUUGACGAGAAUGCUGAUUUACUAACAGUCGUGAGGCGUAGUCUUGGUGACUCCUCAGCAGUUGGAAAAAUUUCUCCUUCUAUUCUACCAGCUGAUGAAACAAAUGCUUGGUCUCAAGACCUUAUUGCGAAUAUCGAUAAAAUCCAAAGUGAGAAAGAACAACGUGGCAGAGAAAAGGUGGUCGCAAACGGCAUGGAUGAUGAGAUCAUCCCCGAUACGGCACCUUUAAGAAAUUCAAAGGAAUCGGUUGAUAUCCAAGCAACUUCACUUAUCGACUCAGUUAGGGCCCAUGUACAACCCCUACAACAGACGGGAAGGACACCAACACCCCCUCUACCAAUGAACCAACAGGUCGUUACACCCGCCGAUAUCGCAACAGGGCAUGUCGAUUCAACAAUGCCUAGAAAUCAAGAAUCUGGGGAUAGUAGUAUCCAAUUUGUCCCAGCCGUCGCCCCGGUAAAUCAAAAGCCCAUCGUUACAACGACGAACACGGUUCCUCAUGCGGACGCAUUUCAUAUGGGAGACAAUAUCCCAGAUGUCCCAGUCGUUGAUGGCAAAUGGCCGGCUGUGCACCCACUCCCAACUCUUCUACCACCGAGCCAAAAGCCUAUCGUAACGACUACAAAUACGAUUCCGCAUGCACCUGCAUAUAACAUGGGAGACGACAUUCCAGAUGUUCCGGUCAUUGAAGGGAAAUCACCCAUUGUGACGACUACUAAUACGGUUCCUCAUGUGAAGGUUAUGCCCAUAGGGGAAAAUAGCGUGGACGACGAUGUUCCUAAGCUAUCGUUUAACGAGUCGAUAUAUGCAAAUCGAGAUAAACUCCAGUAUGAUAGUGCAUUAUUGGGAUUAAAUGAAACACCAGUAGGAGACGAAGACAGUGUUUAUGCGGUUACAAAGGAGAUUCCCGGGGCGUUUUAA